Messenger RNA from Zea mays, 5645 nucleotides. RefSeq lists its product as uncharacterized. The transcript is spliced from 4 exons. The record is from RefSeq and is a predicted model, not a curated record. Bases 554 to 1828 code for a protein of 424 amino acids. NCBI's taxonomy places the organism in Eukaryota, Viridiplantae, Streptophyta, Magnoliopsida, Poales, Poaceae.
GUGGUGGACUUCCGGAUCGUUCUUAGGGAUUUUGCCCGAACUUCGGUAAAGGCACCUGAUCUUUGCUUUGGGAAAGAAGGGAUGUAGCAGCACGGCCACCACACUUUUAAAUAAAGGAAUAACUGUUUAUUAAUGAUGCUAAACAGGAAGGGUCAAGUCUAGGGAAUUAUUACAUUCUAAUCUUUCAUGGUAGUUGAACUAUUUAGUUUGGUGGGCUGAGAUGUCUAUCUUUUGUCUGGUCUUGAAUGUUCUUUUCUACCGUUGCAUUUUGAUUAUACUAUGGCAAUUAUUUUUUCUUUUAUAUCCUGUAUAAACUAUAUGCUUCCCUUGUUAUGCUACUUUCAAGGGAGGUGCUGCCGGAUUUUGCAAUACUUUCUUUCUCUAUGUGUUGCAUAAGUCUUGUAGAAAGGUUUUUUUUGGUAUCAUCCAUUGUGUGGGAUCAGUGGGGUGUUACAGUUGGUAUCAAAGGCAUAGGCUGUAGGUCCUAGCAAGUGGAGUAGUAAUAAAUUGACACACUGCACAUGUAGGAUGGGUUUUCGGUCUUGCUAUUGAUAUGAUUAUGUUAUUCUCUAUGCUAGUUUUGACAUUAUCUAGAGAGAUGCUAUGCUUAUCUCAUAUACUUAUUAUUCUCAUCCCUGUGGAUACAGCUAUGCCGCCUCGUAGAGCUCGGGGUAGUCCGCAAGCUCCUAGUGGGGACUCGAUGAGUCCGGCGGCAAUGUUAGCCGCGAUGCAGGCCAUGCAGCAGGAGUUGGCCCUUCUGAGGCAAGCCAUUCCUGUCGCCCCUGCAGGUGCUGCUCAGGGAGCUGGAGGUGGAGAAGUGCCCGGGGGCGCUGUCCCUGCGGGUGCUGUUCCUGGUGGCGGGGCCGGGGUGCCUCUUCCUGUCAGUGGUCUUUCUCUGAUGCAGUGGAUGGGCAUGAAGUUGGAUUCUUUUGAUGGCAGUGGUACUCCGGUCGGGGCGGCAGAUUGGCUGACUUAUGUGGAGGAUAAGAUGAAUGUCUUCGAGAUUGCUUAUGAAGAUCGGGUUCGCUUUGGCACUCAGCUGCUGAAGGGUGAGGCGCAGAUUUGGUGGAGAGGCGUGCAGGCAGCGCACUCCUCCUCACCAGGAGUCCUAUCAUGGGAUGUUUUUAUCAGGCAGUUCGAAAGGAGAUUCUACCCGGUCACCUUUCUGGAGAAAAUGAAGAUUGACUUGCAGUCCUACAAGCAGGAGAAGAAGUCUGUCACAGAGUAUGAGGUGGGUUUCAACAAAAUGGUCCGCUUUGUCCCUCAUGUGGCUUAUAAUGAGAUGGAGAAGGCGAGCCAAUUCCGUCAGGGUCUGAAGCCUUCUAUCAGGCAUGCUCUGGGGGCCUUUCCGUUGGUGGACUUCCGUACCACAGUGGAGCAGGCGCUGGGUGUGGAGAUGCAACACCAGUACACCAUGGAGUCGCAGAAGUCUUCGGGUGUUGAUCAACCUCGUAGCCAGGACACGAGGAGGGGCAACACUGGAGGUCCAGCUCACAAGAGGGGCAAGUCUCAGCAUCAGCGCCACCAUCCUUACCGUGGCAAAUCUUCUGACUCAGGUACUUCAGGAGGAAGUACUCAGAGGUUUCGGGCCGUUCCUAAGCCCAGGUUGGGGCUGGUGUGUUUCCGCUGUGGAGAUGCGCAUCGCCGUGCAGAGUGUCAGUGGAGUGGCAGGUGUUCUAUCUGCAGUCAGGACCACAAGGAUGUGGUGUGUAGGAGGAAUCCCAAUGGGAAGCUCAGAUGGGAGCCGAUAGCUUCCUCCUCUACUCAGGGCACUAUCAAUAUGAUGUCAAGUGCUGAGCAGCAGUUUUCAGUUCCUCUUCCUCCAUAGCAGCUUUAUGUGCCCGGGACUUCUCAGUUCGUGCCGAUGCAAGGUUUUCCGCAGUAUCAGGUUGUGCCUACUCCUGCGCCGUCUACCCCUGUGAUGUCUCAGUUUGGAGCUCCGCGCCAGCCUCCUCCGGUGGCUCAGUGGGGUUCUUCUGUUAAUUUCACUCCGGGAGCUUCCUCUUCUGCGGGUAUUUCUGGAGCUUAUGUGCUACCCGCUACGGAUGGCAGGGAGCAAGGAGACGUGGUGACAGGUACGAUUUCAGUUGAUUCAUUUGCAGCCCAUGCUCUUUUUGACUCUAGCGCUAGCUAUUCGUUUGUUUCGGAGGAUUUUGUGUCGCGGGCUGGUCUUUCGGUGCAGAGGUUGGGUCACCCAAUUUUGGUCAGUUCUGCUAAUGGCUCCAUUAGUAGCUGUUCAGUUUGUCAGGGGUGUUCCGUCAUUCUUGCUGAUGAGGUUUUUUCGGCUAAUCUGGUGGUGAUUUCCUUGGGGGCAUUCGAUGUUAUCUUGGGUAUGGAUUGGUUAUCCCAGUAUCGCGCGGUUAUAUCCUGCUUCUGGAAGACAGUGUUAUUGCAGGCGCCGUCGGGUAAGGAGGUGGUAUUCUUGGGAAGUUCUCCGAAGUUCACAUUAUCCUUGUUGGCGCAAUUGCUUCCUGAUCGCUGGUCAAGGAAGUCGGGGAUCUUUUUCUCUAUGGUGGUGGAGGGCGAGGCUGCCUUGCGGGUGCAGGACAUCCGGGUGGUGUGUGACUUUGCUGACGUGUUUCCAGCAGAGCUUCCAGGCAUUCCUCCGGAGCGCGAUGCAGCUUUUGAGAUUAAGCUGAUCCCGGGUACGCAGCCUAUUCAUAAGGCCCCGUAUCGAAUGGCUCCAAAGGAGCAGAUUGAAUUAAAGUGGCAAUUGGAUGAUCUGCUGGCUAAGGGCUUCAUUAGGCCUAGCAGGUCUCCAUGGGCUUCCCCAGUAUUGUUUGUUGAGAAGAAGGAUAAAAGCAAGCGGCUGUGUGUGGAUUAUCGCGCUUUGAAUCAAGUGACAAUCAAGAAUAAAUAUCCGCUUCCCCGAAUUGAGGUCCUCUUUGAGCAGUUGAGGGGUGCCCAGGUGUUCUCCAAAAUUGAUUUGAACUCUGGGUAUCAUCAAUUGAGGAUUCGUGAGGAGGAUAUUGAGAAGACUGCCUUCUGCACCAGGUAUGGGCAUUAUGAGUUCAUAGUCAUGUCCUUUGGCUUAACUAAUGCCCCUGCUGCGUUUAUGGAAGCAAUGAAUAGGAUGCUGCAUGAAUUCUUGGACGAUUUUGUGGUCGUAUUCCUAGAUGAUAUUUUGAUUUAUUCAAAGACCGAGGCCGAGCAUGAUCAGCAUCUCCGUCUCGUUCUGGGUGCCCUAAGGAAGAAUCAAUUCUAUGGCAAGUUGAAGAAGUGUGCCUUUGGGCUAUCUGAAGUGGCUUUCCUGGGGCACGUGAUUAAUCAGCAGGGUAUUGCGGUUGACCCCAAGAAUGUUGCGGCUGUAGUGGAGUGGAAGAGACCUUCUAGUGUCUCUGAAAUCCGAAGUUUCUUGGGGCUUGCUGGGUAUUAUCGGCGUUUCGUACCAAAUUUUUCCAGCAUUGCUAAGCCUUUGACUAGGCUCUUGGGGAAGGGUGUUCCCUUCGUCUGGUCCGGCGAUUGUGAGAUCAGUUAUCAGUCAUUGAAGAGCAAGUUGGUGGACGCCCCUAUCCUAGCUUUGCCUGAGAGCGGUAAGCGUUUCACAGUUUAUACGGAUGCUUCGCGUAUUGGUCUUGGCUGUGUGCUGAUGCAGGAAGGCAGGGUGAUUGCUUAUGGCUCAAGGCAGUUGAGGAAGCAUGAGGGGAAUUAUCCAACUCAUGAUCUGGAAUUGGUUGCGGUGGUUUUUGCUCUAAAGUCGUGGAGGCAUUACCUUUAUGGCGAGGCUUGUGACAUUUUCACUGAUCACAAAAGUCUCAAGUAUAUUUUUACUCAGAAGGAGCUGAAUUUGAGGCAGCGUCGGUGGCUAGAAUUGAUUAAAUAUUAUGAUUUGUCCAUUCAUUAUCACCCGGGGAAGGCUAAUGUGGUGGCGGAUGCCCUUAGCAGGUCCGGGGUUCCAAAGGUGGCCUUGCCGAUGAUCGCUGAUCUGGACCGUUUGGGGAUCGCUUUGUGUUAUGUCGGCACCGCUAGCGAGGAGACUCAGAUGCUUAUUCAAUCCUCUCUUAUGGAGAGAGUGCGUGCGGCUCAGCAGCAGGAUCGUCUUUUGCAGGAAGCCCGAAGGAGGGUUGGUAAUGGUAAACCGCGGGAGUUCACCAUUGAUGAGAAUGACUUGGUUCGUUUCAGGGGUCGUCUUUGUGUGCCUCAGAAAUCAGAGGUGAAGCUGGAUAUCCUGCGAGAAGCUCAUAAAACGCCUUACACCGUCCAUCCUGGCGAAACCAAAAUGUACCGAGAUUUGAAGCAAAACUUCUGGUGGAAGCGGAUGAAGGUUGACAUUUCUAAGUAUGUGGCCGCCUGUGAAGUAUGUCAGCGCGUGAAGGCCGAACAUAAGCGGCCUGCAGGUUUGCUGAAGCCAUUGGAAAUUCCAGAGUGGAAAUGGGAGCAUAUCACCAUGGAUUUUGUGGUGGGUCUACCUCGUUCCCCUCGUGGCAGGGAUACUAUUUGGGUGGUAGUGGAUCGCUUGACUAAGUCUGCGCAUUUUAUUCCCAUGAAGACCACGAAUUCAGCUUCAGAUUUGGUUCCCUUGUAUAUGAAGGAAGUAGUCAGGCUUCACGGGGUACCUAAGUCUAUUGUUUCUGAUCGAGACUCCAAAUUUGUAUCCAAAUUCUGGGAGAGUCUCCACAGUGCAUUGGGCACCAAGCUUUCGCUUAGUGUCGCUUUUCACCCUCAGACGGAUGGUCAGUCAGAGCGAACAAUCCAAACCUUGGAGGAUAUGUUGCGUGCUUGUGUUCUGUCAUGGAAGGGUAGCUGGGAGGACCAUCUUGCUCUGGCAGAGUUUGCGUAUAACAACAGCUACCAAGCUAGCAUCAAGAUGGCACCAUUUGAGGCUUUGUAUGGCAGGCGGUGUAUCUCUCCUCUGUGCUGGGAGACUUUGGGAGAGAGAUCCCUGGUUGGUCCUGAUUGGGUUCAGCAAACUUCUGAAAAGGUUCGGGAAAUUCGUCAGAAUAUUUUGGCAGCUCAGAGUCGUCAGAAGAGUUAUGCUGAUGUGAGGAGGCGGGAUCUGGAAUUUGCUGUGGGUGACCAAGUCCUUCUCAGGGUAUCACCCACUAAGGGAGUUGUUCGGUUCGGUGUCUCUGGGAAGCUCAGCCCAAGAUACAUUGGACCGUUCACUAUCUUGGCCCGGGUGGGCAGCCUGGCUUAUCGCUUGCUGCUGCCGGAUUCCAUGGCAGGGGUACACCCGGUUUUUCAUGUCUCUAUGUUGAGGAAGUUCUUGCGGGACCCGGACCAUCAGAUUGAGAUGGAACAAAUUGCGGUGCAGCAGGAUCUAACUCUGGAGUGCCGUCCGGUGCGUAUAUUGGAAUUCUCGGAGCGUGUGUUGAGGAAGAGAUCAAUUAAGUAUGUCAAGGUUUUAUGGUCUAAUCAGUCAGAGCGCGAGGCUACGUGGGAACUUGAGGAGUUGAUGCGGCAGAAGUACCCGGAACUUUUCGUUGUGGGUGGUGGACUUCCGGAUCGUUCUUAGGGAUUUUGCCCGAACUUCGGUAAAGGCACCUAAUCUUUGCUUUGGGAAAGAAGGGAUGUAGCAGCACGGCCACCACACUUUUAAAUAAAGGAAUAACUGUUUAUUAAUGAUGCUAAACAGGAAGGGUCAAGUCUAGGGAAUUAUUACAUUCUAAUCUUUCAUGGUAGUUGAACUGUUUAGUUUGGUGGGC